Molecule: messenger RNA, 1881 nt
Organism: Oppia nitens
Lineage: Eukaryota; Metazoa; Arthropoda; Arachnida; Sarcoptiformes; Oppiidae
Product: polycomb group protein Pc-like
Exons: 1
Coding region: 617-1804 (395 amino acids)
Source: RefSeq, a predicted model, not a curated record
AUUGCUUAUAAUAUGUUUGUUGUGAACACAUUUGGAGACAUUAAUGCAUUCAAUAGUACUUUAUAUGUAUUAAUAGUCUAUAUGUUUGUCAUCAUUGCUAUGAAAAGUGACCUCAAUUUGUAUCCAUUGUUUAGCCAUCAAUGAUAUCAUCACUACUAUUGACAGAUCCACUGAAGCCAUCACUUUGUGUCUCUCAUCACAUCAUUAAUCCCUUUAUCAUCCAUUCAUCCCAUUCUUCAUCCAAAACAUCCACUUAUUGUCAUUCAAUCAUUUGUGUCAUAAUUAGUGAUUCAUUUAUUUCAACCAUUUUUCCAAAAGUCUUACAUUUUAUCACCGAUUUGUUCACAAUUUGAAAUCAAACCUCAAGUGAUUGUCCUCAUUGUCAAUAUCACCAAAAUUUGCGACUAAUUGUUGCUAUUUUUGUUGACAAUUAAGUGUUAUUUAAAUCGGCGCUCAAUUAUCAACAAAUAGUUGACCACCGAUUUGACAGACAAAGAGUCGGAGUGGCCAUUGAAGUGACGGACGUCUUAGUCCUUAUUAUUUUUAUUUUUAGUUUAGUUGUUCUCAAUUCGUGUCCAAAAUUAAUCCCAAAACGAUUGCAGAGAUUGAAUCACUGAUGGAGUUGUCAGCCGUCGGCGAGCGAGUCUUCGCCGCCGAAUGUAUACUUCGUAAACGUAUUCGUAAAUCACGGGUCGAGUAUUUGGUGAAAUGGAAAGGUUGGUCUCCGAAGUACAAUACGUGGGAACCGGAGGAAAAUAUACUCGACGCCAGACUUCUUGAAUCAUUCAAACAGAAAAACAAGAAAAAAACCAAAUCUAAGACUAAUAGAGAUCGGAACAACCAUUCCGUGGCCAACAGUGGCAACAAUAAUAUUAAUAACAAUAUCUCUGAUACGAGUGCUUUGAGUCCAUCGACAAGUUCUGAGGCAAAUAAUGCCUCGAUUUCCAUCAACAUUGAUGAAUGCGAUGACAAUAUUGAUACCAAAAGUGAUGUGAUUUCUUCUGAUAAUUUAAGUGAGAAAUCAGAAUCAUUGGCAACGAAUGCUACUGAAGAGCUCAAAAAGAAAGAGACAGUUAAGAGAAAAUCAACACAAGAGUCAAACCAACCGUUAAAAUCAGCAAAAGUGAGUGAAAACAGUAAACAAGUUAUCGACAAAAGAGUCAACAACUCGUUGACGAACUGCUCUUCACAAUCGUCUGUAAAUAAUUCAUUGCAAUCGGUGUCCGUCGCAAAUACCAAACAACUUAAUAAAUCUGAUGUAACGACAAAUACAACCGCAAACCGAAAAGCGGCUGAAGUGCAGACAACGACACCAAAAAGUGUGGCUAAAGAAGCGCGCAAUCAAUCGGUAAAUACAACAAACACUCAGCUGAUGACGAAUACAAAGAAUGUUGAAAAUAAUGGUAUUAUCAGUAAAACAUCGAUUGCCACUCAAAUUAAGUCAAAAGAGAAACACAUUCAUCACCACAAACACCACUCAACAACAGCUAAACAUCAGUCAAAAGCUAAACUCAAUGAAUCGACUCUUGUUAUUACAAAUAACAACUUAAAUGUGGACAACACUAACAACGCUAAUCAUAAAACCAUUAGCAGAUCCUCUCCUCCGCCGGAAUUCUGGAAGAAACAGAACAAACUGGUGAACCAAAUACUGAUCACUGAUGUGACCGCAAAUAAAAUGACUAUAACUGUCAGGGAAUGUAAAACAUUUCAGGGAUUCUUUAAGGAAAGGGUUAACACAACUGAAAUGAAAAGCAUUGCCGUCUCAACUGAUUCAGAGAAACCUAUUGUUAUUUGCAGUAAGUAAUGGAGUAAUGUUUGCACUCAAAUCACCAUUUGGUACAUCCAUUUGGUUAUAUAAUAUAAAUAUAUAUAAUUAUAUAC